Molecule: messenger RNA, 5627 nt
Organism: Octodon degus (degu)
Lineage: Eukaryota; Metazoa; Chordata; Mammalia; Rodentia; Octodontidae
Gene: Cntn1
Product: contactin 1
Exons: 25
Coding region: 279-3335 (1018 amino acids)
Biological process (GO): cell-cell adhesion; brain development
Molecular function (GO): cell-cell adhesion mediator activity
Source: RefSeq, a predicted model, not a curated record
UCAAGUAGCUCGGUGGGCUCCGCCGAGGCAAGGAGGGGCGCUGGAGCGAGAUGCGCUCCCAGGUGUCUGCCGCGGAAGUGGGAAACCUGUAGGCUAUGGUCCAGCUGUGCCGCGCCGAGGCGAGCCGGAGCCGGGGACAGAUAUCCAUUUUGGACCAUUUCUGAAGCUGAAUUCAGAACAAUUCUAAGGUGUUUAAUAUCCAGCUACCAUAAAACAAAAGCUUUUCUUUUACAAAAAAAAAAAAAAGCCAUUUGAAGUGAGCUGCUUCUAACCAGAAGAUGAAAAUGUGGUUGGUGAUCACCCAUCUCCUGAUGGCAUCAUUAACAAGCUGUCUAACGGAAUUUACCUGGCAUAGAAGAUACGGUCAUGGGGUUUCUGAGGAAGACAAAGGCUUUGGACCAAUCUUUGAAGAGCAGCCAAUCAAUACCAUCUACCCCGAGGAAUCACUGGAGGGAAAAGUGUCGCUGAACUGCAGGGCGCGGGCCAGUCCUUUCCCAGUUUACAAGUGGAGAAUGAAUAAUGGGGAUGUUGACCUAACAAGUGAUCGAUACAGUAUGGUGGGAGGAAACCUGGUUAUCAACAACCCUGACAAGCAGAAGGAUGCUGGCAUAUACUACUGCUUGGCAUCCAAUAACUAUGGGAUGGUCAGAAGUACGGAAGCAACACUGAGCUUUGGAUAUCUUGAUCCUUUCCCACCCGAGGAGCGCCCAGAAGUCAGAGUGAAAGAAGGGAAAGGCAUGGUUCUGCUCUGCGACCCUCCUUACCAUUUUCCAGAUGAUCUCAGCUACCGCUGGCUUCUAAAUGAAUUUCCUGUGUUCAUCACAAUGGACAAACGCAGAUUUGUGUCUCAGACGAAUGGAAAUCUCUACAUUGCAAAUGUCGAGGCUUCCGACAAAGGCAAUUAUUCCUGCUUUGUAUCCAGUCCUUCUAUUACAAAGAGUGUAUUCAGCAAAUUUAUCCCACUGAUUCCAAUACCUGAACGAACAACAAAGCCAUACCCCGCUGAUAUUGUGGUGCAAUUCAAGGACAUCUAUACACUGAUGGGCCAAAAUGUGACUCUUGAGUGUUUUGCACUUGGAAAUCCUGUUCCUGACAUCCGGUGGCGGAAAGUCCUAGAGCCAAUGCCAAGCACUGCCGAGAUCAGUACCUCGGGGGCUGUCCUCAAGAUCUUCAAUAUCCAGCUAGAAGAUGAAGGCCUAUAUGAAUGUGAGGCUGAGAACAUCAGAGGAAAGGAUAGGCACCAGGCGAGAAUUUAUGUUCAAGCAUUUCCUGAGUGGGUAGAACACAUCAAUGACACAGAGGUGGACAUAGGCAGUGACCUCUACUGGCCUUGUGUGGCCACAGGGAAACCCAUCCCUACGAUUCGAUGGCUAAAGAAUGGCUAUGCGUACCACAAAGGGGAACUGAGACUGUAUGACGUGACCUUUGAAAAUGCCGGGAUGUAUCAGUGUAUAGCGGAGAACACCUACGGGGCCAUUUAUGCAAAUGCUGAGUUGAAGAUCUUGGCUCUGGCCCCAACUUUUGAAAUGAAUCCUAUGAAGAAAAAGAUCCUGGCUGCCAAAGGGGGCAGGGUGAUAAUCGAGUGCAAACCAAAAGCUGCUCCGAAACCAAAGUUUUCAUGGAGCAAAGGAACAGAAUGGCUCGUGAACAGCAGCAGAAUACUCAUUUGGGAGGAUGGUAGCUUGGAAAUCAAUAACAUCACGAGGAAUGACGGAGGCGUUUACACUUGCUUCGCUGAAAACAAUAGAGGGAAGGCUAAUAGCACGGGGACACUUGUUAUCACAAAUCCCACGCGAAUCAUCUUGGCCCCGAUCAACGCUGAUAUCACAGUUGGAGAGAACGCCACCAUGCAGUGCGCUGCGUCCUUCGAUCCCGCCUUGGACCUCACGUUCGUUUGGUCUUUCAACGGCUACGUGAUUGACUUCACUAAGGAGAAUAUUCACUACCAGAGGAAUUAUAUGCUGGAUGCCAACGGGGAGCUGCUCAUCCGAAAUGCGCAGCUGCGGCACGCAGGCAGGUACACGUGCACGGCUCAGACCAUCGUGGACAAUUCCUCGGCUUCUGCUGACCUCGUUGUGCGAGGCCCCCCAGGCCCUCCGGGUGGUCUGAGAAUCGAGGAUAUCAGAGCCACCUCUGUGGCCCUCACGUGGAGCCGCGGGUCUGACAAUCACAGUCCGAUCUCUAGAUACACCAUCCAAACCAAAACUAUUCUUUCGGAUGACUGGAAAGAUGCCAAAACAGAUCCUCCGAUCAUUGAGGGAAAUAUGGAGGCCGCACGAGCAGUGGAUUUAAUCCCAUGGAUGGAGUAUGAAUUUCGCGUGCUAGCAACUAACACACUGGGCCUAGGCGAGCCCAGUGUACCAUCCAGCAGAAUCAAAACGGACGGUGCCGCACCAAAUGUGGCUCCUUCGGAUGUGGGAGGUGGCGGAGGAAGCAACAGAGAGCUGACAAUAACGUGGGCGCCUUUGUCUAGAGAAUACCACUACGGCAACAACUUCGGCUACAUAGUGGCAUUUAAGCCGUUUGAUGGAGAUGAGUGGAAAAAAGUGACAGUCACCAACCCAGACACUGGCCGCUAUGUCCAUAAAGAUGAAACCAUGAGCCCUUCCACUGCUUUCCAAGUCAAAGUUAAAGCCUUCAAUAACAAGGGUGACGGACCGUACAGCCUCAUAGCUGUCAUUUACUCUGCACAAGACGCCCCAAAUGAAGCCCCCACAGAUGUCGGUGUCAAAGUGCUGUCAUCUUCUGAGAUAUCAGUUCAUUGGAAGCAUGUUGUAGAAAAAAUAGUGGAAAGCUACCAGAUUCGGUACUGGGCUGCCCAUGACAAAGAAGCAGCUGCACACAGAGUUCAGGUCACCAGCCAGGAGUACUCGGCGAGACUGGAAAACCUUCUACCCGACACCCAGUAUUUUGUGGAAGUGGGAGCCUGCAAUAGCGCAGGCUGUGGGCCUUCGAGCGAAGUGAUUGAGACCUUCACUAGGAAAGCACCUCCUAGCCAGCCCCCAAGGAUUAUCAGCUCGGUGAGGUCCGGCUCCCGGUACAUAAUCACCUGGGAUCAUGUGGUGGCACUGUCAAAUGAAUCUUCAGUCACAGGGUACAAGGUACUUUAUAGACCUGAUGGCCAGCAUGAGGGCAAGUUGUAUUCAACUCAUAAGCACUCCAUAGAGGUCCCGAUCCCCAGGGAUGGGGAGUAUGUGGUAGAGGUUCGAGCACACAGUGACGGGGGCGAUGGCGUGGUGUCUCAAGUCAAAAUUUCAGGUGCGUCCACUCUGUCUUUGAGUCUUCUUGGCUUGCUGCUUCCUGCCCUCGCCACCCUUGUCCACUUGGAAUUCUGAAUGUGGUGCGACAGCUGAUGCUCCCCGCCCAGCUCCCACCCACCUUUCAUCCUGGAGAGACGAUUCCUUCCAGCUCCCACGGCUCCAUCCUAAGCCAAAUGAAUUUUACUUUAACAAACUAUCCAACUGAUUUACAAUACAUCGUGACUGAGGCAUUCAGGAACCCCUUCAUCCAAAAGAAUAAACUUUUAAGUGGAUCUCAAAUGAUUUUUAACUCGUUCCAAUAUGCCUUAUAAAGCACUUAACUCGAUUCUGUGACAGUUGCAUGAUUUAAUCCGGUGGGACAAGAUAUGGUGUUCAAUUCAAUACUAUAGGCUGUAGAAUGAAAGGAAAAUCACCACACACAGGUGCUUUAAAUUUAAUAACAAGUCGUGAAAUACAGUAGAGGUUGAAAUGUUGAUCACGUGGUAAGUGUGAGAGUAGAGUAGUCUCUCGUACUAUUCCCUGUUUUGCAUUCUCCAUAUUUUUGAACAGCCCAAUCAUUCAGGAGGUUUAGAAUUUACUGAAAAAAAAAGAAGAAGAGCAGAUAUAUUUUGACAUAAAUCCCACUAGCAAAUCACUUUACUGAAUGAGUUGAAGGAUUUUGAAUGUUGAAAACCAAAUUAUAGAACUAUUCCAUCAGUAUUGUUAUUUUUGGAGUAAUUUUCUACAUAUUUGCUUUCCACAACUUUUCAGUUAAUUUUCUAAUGGUGAUGUUAACACACCAUGUGAAGCAUUUUUACUUUUGUAUUUUACUCUGAAGUUGUUUUAUGCUUAUUGUCGGUGUCAAACCUCAAAAACUGUAUCUCGUACCUGGCGUAUCAUCAUCUUGCUGUAUUUAUUCAUAUAUGGAAUGAUGAAUACUGAAUAGAGUGCUUCCAUUUUUUUACUGAGAUAAUGACAGUCUUAAUGCAGCUAGGAAUAAAUGACGGUUAAGUGAAUAUCAGAAUUACCUAAUAAUAUUCUGAUAUCUUUGUUUUUGUGCUUCAUUCCUAAGUGUAAUCUUUUUUUUUUUAAUUGAAGGCACAGAAUUAAGAAAUCACCUAUGGGUUGAAAAAUCUAUGACAGUCUUUCUUUUUAAAAAUAAAAAAAAGAAAAUUCAGUUUUAAGUUCAUUUCUCACUCAAUGCCAUAUGAAAACUGGCUAAAAAUACCAAAUCAAUAUGCUGAUACAUUGCUAAGGGUACCUUGAAGAGUUUGCACACUGGUAGGCCAACAGUAGACAGGCAGUGUGUCUGAUGGUGUCUGCCGAGUGUUGGCAUUUAGGGUUUUUAUAAGUUAUGAAAAGGAAGAUGUCUAUUUCUUCAUUCUUUGUGGUGUGCCAGGAAAUGUGUCUGAGAGUGGGUGUGAAAGAACUCGGGUAACAAAGAAUUAGCUGGCUUCUGAAACAGUGCAAUGUUUGAUGCUUAGGGAGGUACAAUCCUAUUUUAUUAGCACAACCUUGCUAGCUAAUUAGAGAGUUUAUCUUUUUAGAAAGGAUAUCUUAUAGGUUCAUAAAAAAUAUUUACAGGAAGCAAAAUAGAUCUAUUACUACUUGACCCCCAUCUUUAAUUUGUAUAAUUUUUGUACGAUAUAUCUAUGUGUAAAUGUUUAAAGUUUUCCUUAUGAAACUAUCAAUAAAGAGCUCAUUAAUUUACAUUUAACUCCUCAUUAUAAAAAUGAAACUUUUUAAAACCAGUAAGAUGGAUGAUUUCUCAGUGAAAGUGUGUCAACAGUCUUCAGAUCCUUGCCAGAUUUCAUAAAAUAUUUAAUUAUCUGAAAAAGAAAUAAAAUAACUUCAUACUUUAGGGAACAAUACCCUCUGUAAGCCUUCUGUACAAACAUUUGUGUUUUUGUUGUUACACUUUGGGGUUUUCCUUUUGCAGUGUGACCCACGUUGGGCAUUUUUAUAUAAUGAGCGUUAACUACAUCUUUUGCCAAAUGCAUGCUUGCCUUUUAUUUUCUAAUGUAUGGUAAUGCAAAGCAAAACUGGCUAGAUUUUGCAUGAAACAGUUCUGAGAGGUAAGGCGAAAGCAGACUUUGGAAGCUGUUUAGUUUUAAAUUUGUGACAGAGAUAAAAUAGACUAAAAUCUCUCAUACACUAAUAACUCAAGCUUUUCAUUUGCUCAUCCUCUUGUACAAAUUUGACUGGGACCAUCAGUUCUCAACUGUUGUCAAAGUAACUAAUGUACCAUGCUUUAAGGCGCAAAAGUCUUAAUUAAAUUUAUAUAGCUAGAGACACAUCUGUUGUUUCUUUGUAUUCAAGAAAGGUGAUAGUAGUUUUAUUUGAUACUGAUAAAUAUUGAUUUUUUAGUUAUUUUUUAUCAUUUUUUCA